Molecule: messenger RNA, 297 nt
Organism: Funneliformis geosporum
Lineage: Eukaryota; Fungi; Glomeromycota; Glomeromycetes; Glomerales; Glomeraceae
Source: the annotation of a GenBank genome assembly
AUGUCGAGUGAUGAUUGGUCAGCUUUUACUCAUAAAACUGAUAUUCUUCUUAUCUCCUGCCAACUGACAACCUUGGAUAAGCAUAAAUUAAAGUCUAAACAAGCUUUGAAUUUCUAUUGGGAUUUGAUUCAAGGAUGCAUCAUAAAAGCUACUGAAAAAUCAGCUCAAAAACUUGAAAAGCUUUCUAAAAAAGCAUUUAUAUCCAAUUGCAUCCCUACACAAUGUUCCAACAUUUAUGACAGAACAGUUAAAAUUGCAGCAACCUUAAAAUUUGAAUUUUUGCCAAUUACUGUGUGA